Molecule: messenger RNA, 6624 nt
Organism: Peronospora matthiolae
Lineage: Eukaryota; Oomycota; Peronosporomycetes; Peronosporales; Peronosporaceae
Source: the annotation of a GenBank genome assembly
AUGAGCGCGGCGGACGCGGCCCGCAGCAACGGGAAGCAACGUCCCGACAGCUUUUGCCAUAGUAGCGACGGCCGGACGUCCCUCCACUCUUCUUCUCCACUGCGUGCGCCGUCCACGGGGGGAGCAAGCGGCCGCCGCAGCGUCAAAAGCCCUUUCGCGAUCGAAGAAGGCGAGUUUGUAUGGGUCGGCGACGAGAGCGGCGUCUGUACGUCAGCUGUCGUCGUGCGUACGGGGUUCGUGUUUGACGACGAGCUGGACCAAGAGCAGCACAUGACGGUCGUGCACACGGAGGACGGCGAGGAGCGCGCGCUCCGUGGCCGUGCAGUCGUGAAAUUACCCGCUUGUCAUCACCCGAAACAAUUGCUAGCGGUCGAGCUACACGACUUGAGCACUGUGCCGCUCAUGGCUACAAACGGGGAUACAGGACGGACCGAGACGUUUACGUCGGAACAGCUCGAAAAUGUCGUGCUGUAUACAUUGCGAGCGAGGUAUCGCAUGGAGCAGGUGUACACGUGGGUGGACCGAGUGCUUGUAGGAAUGAACCCCGUAGUUCCGUUGCCAAUUUACACACCAGACCAUAUGCAGGCGUACAAUAAAAGUAGAGAGCAGACGGCAUUUUACGAGAAAGACACGGUGAAUGACGCACCACCUCAUGUAUUUGCACUCGCGCAGAACGCACUGCGUUGUAUGCAAGACGCGGGAGAAGACCAAGCCGUGGUUUUACUUGGUAAUAUGGGUGCGGGAAAGUCAGAGGCGGCGAAAUUGAUUGUGCAAUACUUGUGUGAGAUUGGAGACAGCGCUCUUCCUCGGAAUGAUUCGGAAAGCGAUUCCGGUGUGCUACACCCCAUUGGCCAGCAGAUCCUACAUGCUUUUACGAUUUUGGAAGCUUUCGGAAAUGCUGCUACACUGUUGAACCCAAACUCUUCGCGUUUUGCCAAGAUGAUCUCAGUGGAGUUUAGCAAGCAUGGCUACGUGAUUGGAGGCGGGUUCACGACGCAUUACUUUGAAAAAUCACGCAUCGUUGACUGCAAGAACCACGAACGCAACUUUCACAUUUUAUACCAGGUGCUAGCAGGAGUGCAACACGACCCUACACUUCGCGAUAUGCUGGAGCUGAAUAAGAGCUUGGAUGAAUUUGAUUUACUAAAGCGGACGGACUCAAAUCUUACGAACUUUGCUCUUGAUGCCCGCGACUACCGAGACCUUAUGUCCAGCUUUUCAGCACUGCGCAUUAGGAAGAACCAACGUGUGGAGAUUGUGCGCAUUGUGGCAGCGUUGUUGCACCUCGGCAACGUGGAUUUCGUUCUCGAUCCUGAGGGUGGCAAGUCGUUAGGCGGUGCUAAUUGUACGACAGUGAGUGACGUCCAUUCGUGUGCUUUGAAGGAUCCGCCUCAGAUUUUGCUUGCUGCAAAGCUUCUGGAGGUGGAGCCAGUGGUGUUGGAUAACUAUUUCCGCACGCGCCAGUUUUUCUCAAAGGAUGGUGGUAAAACAGUGUCGUCGUUAAAGGUGGUUACCAUUCACCAGGCACGCAGGGCACGCGACACUUUCAUUCGAAGUUUAUACGAGUCACUGUUCAAUUUUCUCGUGGACACACUAAACAGCAUUUUGGGCGGCAUCUUCGAUCGCUACGAGAAAUCAAAUAUUGUGAUCAAUUCGCAAGGCGUGCACGUGCUGGACAUGGUCGGGUUUGAGAAUCUAGAGCCGUCACAAAACAGCUUCGAUCAAUUGUGCUUCAACUACUGGAGUGAAAAGGUGCAUCACUUUUAUGUGCAAAACACACUAGCAAUAAGUUUGUCGGACCUCGAAGAGGAGUCGCAGCAAGUGGAGAACCGAUUGACUGUGCAUUCCAACGUGGAAAUAACGAGUGAGCAGGAGAAAUGUCUUUUGUUGUUCGAGGACAAGCCCUCUGGCAUUUUUGAGCUAUUGACCGAAAACGCAUCGGUGCGAUCUCCAAAUGAUGAGGAUUUCGUGAACAAACUGUUUUCCGGAAAUGAAGGCUUGGCUGGGUUGUCACGGCCGAAUACGGGCGCCCAUACAACAAACGACUACUUGGCACCAUCAAAAGACUGGCGUCUGCUGUUCAUCAUUCAGCACCACUGUGGCAAGGUUACAUAUAACGGGAAGGGGCUCUCUGCUAAGAACGCUCUCGGCAUAUCGUCAACGUGUGCAGCAAUAAUGCAGUCGUCGAAGAAUGCUGUGCUGCAUGCUGUCGGUGCGGCUCAAAUGGCUGCAGCUUCCGUUGAAAAGGCGUCAAAACAAGCUGCUCAACGAGGGAGCACUUCGUCCAAGUUUAGAAACUCGAUCAGCUCAGCAAAAGAAGCCAAAGUUGCUGGUGAAAGCUUAGUGGCAAAUGUUAGCAAUCAAGCAGAUGCCCUGCUGCAUGCGCUGAAUCACACUGGUAAGAACUUUCUUGUUUGCGUAAAGCCAAACGAAGAGCUGAAAGAGGGUGUGUUCGACUCCGCCUAUGUGAUGAAACAAAUUCGCGAUAACCACUUGGUAGAGCUAAUGCAAGCAAGUCGGUUUGUUUUCACUGUGCACUUAACGUAUGGUCACUUUUUCAGGCGGUACAAAAAUGUGUGCGGCCACCGUGGCACCUUGGAGUCUCUUCUGCGUUCGUUGUCCGCUAUCGGUGUAUUGGAAGAGGAAAAGAUUGUGGUUGGAACGAAAAAGGUGUAUCUGACAAGCCACCAAUGGAAAAAACUGGAAAAGGCUCGAUUUUUGUAUCUGAAUGCGUGCGCGACAAUGAUUCAGCGAAACAUGCUUCGUGGCGGAUUCCGCAAAAAGUCUGCGCGACUACUGUAUGUUAUGCGGGGUUUGCGUGAAGCCAUAGCUCAGCGUGAUCAGAAUGAUAUCAUCCAGCAUCUUGCGAACUGUAUCCAAAUUAUAGGGAAACGCGCGUCAGAGGACGUUCGUGCGCUGAACGAGGCUCGGAAGCUGAUUGCACGCCUCGACGAGGAAGAAUAUGUGAAUUCUAUCAUUUCCGAUGCUACUCGAAUCGGGCACCCCGCCUUGAUCGAGUAUGCCGUACGGGUCGCUGAAAAGAGUUCUCCAUGGUUAGCUGUCGACCAUUUGCGUAGGAAAAGCAAAAGCAUUGUAGAACUUCAGAAGCAGAAAACAGAGAAAAUUGCAGCGAUCAACAAGAAGCUGCAAUCCUCAAUGAUUGCUAAUGACCCAGAAGCACUCAUGGGGUACCUGGCUACGCUAGAUGAACCUUCGGUGGAGUCGUUGGAAAGGAAACUUGCUACGAUGAUGAUCAUCCGAGCUCUUGAGGAGAAGAGUGUUACGGAGGCCGUGGCGCACGCUCUCUCGGAUAUUGUGGCAAGUGACGACAGUUCUGUUGUUCUGAACAAGUUGCUGGGACCCGCAACUAAAGCAUUGAGACUGGGCGUUGAGGCCAAACUACCCACUCUUGUUGACACCUUGCGCGCAAUUUCUAUUGACGCCGAUGGCAUUGCUGAAAAAGAGGAGGUGCGAGAGAAAGUAGAGGAGGUAGAAGUAACGAUUGAAGGAGAACCUGCAACUGAAUGCGAUGACACUACAAAUUUGUUCGCUGCUCUGGAAAAAGCUUUGGAUGAUGAAAAUUUGAUUGCAGUGGAAAGGGUUUUGGUCCGACUGAAGUUGCUUGGUAUUCCUGAUGGGGACCCACGAAUUUUGGAUGCCGAGCGUCUAGUAGAUUCUCAAAUCGUUCCUGCAAGUUCCCAUGCAGAACGGAAGCAAGUGGUGAAGUUCUUGGCAGUGGCAAAGAUCUCACAGGAUAUCGAUCUACUGUCAGAAGCGAUUGAGGCUGCAGUCGAAGUUGGUUUAGCAAAGUGGGACUUUAACUUAAAAAAUGCCGAACGUGAGCGGGACAGGUUGCUUGCGGCUGCUGCUGACAAAGAAGACAUGCCUCCUCCAUCUCCUGUUGUAGCAGCAAAUCCUUUAUCGACAAAGCCGAGCACUCCUACAAUGGACGAGGAAAAUGCGUUGGGGCUUGCAUCGAUCAAAGGAUUUCUGCUGAUUUGGGAGGCUCGUCAUAUUGAUGAGUUGGACCAGGCGCGAACCUCUAUUUCGCCUUGCUUAGAAGCUGCAUAUGAAGCUAAGAUGGAACGAUUGCAGCAAGUGGCUGGCGUCGAAGAUGCAUUGAGUCAGGCAAUCGGUGCUGAUGAUCCUAAGGUUGUGGAACACGAACUAGGAAAAUCUAUCAGUAUUGGAUUCUGCUCGCCGCUGUUUCCUGUGUUGUUUGACAGGUACUCGCUGCUUCAAAAAGCGAGGGACGGCGCAAGUGCUGCUGAUGGGACUUCUGUCCAGGAUGGAUUGCACGCGGCUAUUCAGUUUUUGACUCGUCGAGUAGAGGCAAAGGCCGAGAUUCGCGAAGACGCUAUGCAGCUCCUGUCUACUGAGAUUGAUGAAUUCUCGAGUCCGUCGAAUGGUGAAAAUGAAGAUGAAUACGAUGGCAUUGAACGUGAACGUGUGCUCGAUAUAGCAGGCAAAAUGCGACAGAGUCUAGAGGCUCGCAUUGCCGCUGCUACCCGCUUGGAAGCAAUCCUGGCACUUCCCACUAUUGAACCGUCCAUAGGAGCGCUGGAACAAAGUAUUGAAGCUGCAAGAGAGGUCGGUGUACAUGAGCGCCUCCUAAUGAAAGCUGAAGACAAGAUGGUGACAGUACGAAGAAGACUACGAGUUACUGGUGAGCGUCCGCAGACUAAUGGGCAUGGUUUUCCUACUCACAACGAUUGUCCAAGUAGCAGUAUGCAAGGUGGUGGUGAGUGUCCACCCUGCGAUACAUUGGAGGGGCCAAGUGCUUCCGGUGAAGUUGAGAGCGCCGACAGUUCGCGUGACAAAAGACGGAGCGGGGAGAAGGAUGCAUUGGCAUUUUGCCAUUUCGAGAACUUGCGUGGUUUUAACGCUCAGUCGGAGCGUUUUCUUGCCAACAAACUAUACUGGGAAAGUCGUGCUAUCUUGCAGAGCUUGUCGGUGCUUGAUGACAACUCGGACGGGGUCGCAUCCCAGUCUGCAUCUGCGUCUGCUGGCAAAAUGGCGCUUUCGAUAAAUCGGUGUAUUUUAGGGUACAUGCGCGAUCGUAUCGUGUUUUACCGUGAAAUGCUUGCGCAUUAUAUCCUCCAGAUUGGGCUGAUGAAGCCCUGCCUCGUGGAUGAAAUCUAUUUGCAACUGAUGAAGCAGCUGACGAAGAAUCCCAAGCGAGACAGCAGCAUUCGCGGUUGGUCGCUGUUUGCCAUGUGCACGACCUCUUUUCCGCCAUCAAUGGCGCUCCAGAAGUAUGUGCUGAUGUUCUUGAAGGCACAAAUUGCCGAAUCCAAUAGUUUCUGGCGACUUGUGCGCAACUUUGCAGCGUAUUCGCUAAAAAGGUUAGAGAACCUGCUUGAAAAUGGGGCAACAGGUUUUAUUCCCAGCAUUGACGAGAUCCGUGGCUACGAAGCGCGACCACCUUUUCUUGCAACGAUUCAAUUGCUGGAUGGCACCCCGUUAGCAGACGCCUUCCCGGUCACACCGGAGUUUACUGUGGCACAGCUUAUUGAAAUAUGUUCCCACUUCCUCGGCCUAGAAGAUCAUGUUGUCAACUUCUUGGGCCUCACUGUGAUAUCGGAACGCGUAGCUUAUGGCAAGAAUGGAUCAACGAGCUCAGUGGCGAUGUCGACGACCAGUUCGUUUGCAGCGGCUAAUGUCGAUAACAACGAUCCGGCUGCUGCUGAUGAUAAUGAUGGCAGUAUUAAGGAAGUACCAUCCUCGCCAGCUCUUGGUGUGAAUCUGUCAACGUCGUCGACUACUUCUUCGGCACUCCCAUCGAGCUACUUUCACAAAUUUAUCGCAGCCCCUUCUUUCUUGAACGCUGGGAUGUACCUUGGUGAUAUUUUCGAGAAAGAAUUAAUCCGUGGACGCGAUGUGCGGUUCUUACUUAAGAUCCGGCUGAAUCCUGUCUAUAUGCUGCAGUACUCGGAUGAAAUGUACGAUCGUCUCGUAUACAUUCAGGUGCAGGACGAAAUCGUUAAAGGAAACUUACCAGUGCUGGAAGAGCAGUCUCUGCUUCGGCUCACGGCACUGGCUAUCGCUGUGGACUGCGAAGAAGUCCCACCUGUUUCAGUAGAGGAAAUGUUGGGAAUGGGUGUUUUGGACUACAUUCCGCAGGAGUGGCAAACGGCGCACGAUGAAGAGGAAUGGGCUGAGCUGGUGCUAGACGCGAUCACGGACAACUUCCUUGACGAGCAGGACGCUCUAUUUCCCGUUAGCGAGAUGCAGCGCAUCUACAUUGAAGAAGUGACGCGCCACCGAUUAUACGGUGCAAGUUUCUUUCCCUCCAAGUUGGUGAACCGCGGGUCGAAGCGCGAUGGCUCUGGUAAUGGGCUCAAUUACUGUUUGGGCAUCGAACUGCCAAACUAUUUUGUUAUCGCUGUGAACGGCUAUGGCAUGCAUAUUCUUGGUCGUGACGGCUCCAUGCUGAGUUUUUGCGAAUACGCGGACAUCGCAUACUGUGGUGGCACGUACCCACAGUAUAAAAUCUGUUUGAAGAAGGCAUCGGAUGUAGCUGCCCCGACGGAAGACAUUAUCGUCACCACCAAGUAUUCAGAUGAACUCGAUGCUCUUAUCACUGACUACAAGGAGAUUACAGCGCUCAUGAAUGAGGCGUAG